GGAGAGGGCUGGGAGCGGGGCUUCUGGCUUCCCGUAGAGCGAGAGGAGGAGGAGGAGCCGGAGCUGGAGCUGAGCAGGAGGAGCAGGAGCGGCCACGGUGCCCGCAGCCCCUGGGGACCAGGCAUGGAGAACAGAAAGCUUAUUUCUGCCACUGACACCCAGUACUCCGGUAAUCUGCUGAAUUCCUUGAAUGAACAAAGAGACCAUGGCCUGUUCUGCGAUGUCACUGUUAUUGUGGAAGAUCGAAAAUUCCGGGCCCACCGGAAUGUUCUGUCUGCAUCGAGCACUUACUUCCAUCAGCUUUUUUCAGUUGCUGGGCAAGUGGUUGAGCUAAACUUUAUAAGGGCAGAGAUUUUUGCAGAAAUCCUCAACUAUAUUUAUAGUUCUAAACUUAUGCGUAUUAGAUCGGAUCUACUUGAUGAGCUAAUUAAGUCAGGGCAGUUAUUAGGAGUUAAGUUUAUAGCAGAACUGGGUGUACCUUUGUCACAGGUUAAAAGUAUCUCAAGUUCAAUAAAGCACGAUGGUAGUGAAACCUUACCUUCUGGCACAGAUGAAAAGGAUCUUCAAGUUCAGAAGGCAGAAAAUGAAGGGUCUGAGGCUGGGGUGACUAUGAUGCCUGUUAUAACUGAGACUUUUUCUUUAUGUGCUGAAGAUUACGAGACGAAAAAAAUCGGUACUGAUUCUGAAGAAGACGAUGAUGUCAUUUUCUGCUCUGAAGUCUUACCUCCCAAAGAGGCUUUGCCAGGUGGUACGGCCGCAGCAGCAGCACAAGUCCAGCCUGACCCAGGGCCUGUUGCCUUUGCCGAUAAGGAGUGUGGCACUAGUAGCUCUCCUCCUCUGACAAACAAACCACUGCAGACACUUGCUACUUCUGUGAACCAGACGGGCCCCAGCCAGACCCGAAAUAGUGAAGAUGCCCCAAAGCAUCUGACUCCCAACAUCAUUUUGUUAAAUCAGCCAUCUCUUAAUGCCCUACCGAGUUCUUCGCAUCCUAGUCAGGUGUCUCCUUCAGUUAAUUUACUUGUACAGAAUCAUCAGCAGAUACCAAAUAACACCAUGGCUUUGCCUAAACGUAGGGCUAAUGUAGAAGUGGAAGCAGAGAUUAUAGAUGACGAUGAUGACACUAUUAGUUCUAGUCCAGACUCAGGAGUCAGUAAUCCCUCUUUGGUCCCCCAGCCUGAUGCUUCUUUUAAUGGCUCUGUGGUCCAGUCAAAGCAGGUCUCUCUUUUUCAUCAAGAACCACUCUCUAACUCUUUAAAAAUUUCAAAUGUUAUUACUGAAAGCAGUAAGGAUUCAGGGGGAGGUGUGAAGCAUGUGAUGGAAGGUCAGAAGAUCAUUACGCUAGAUACAGCUACUGAAAUUGAAGGUUUAUCUACUGGUUGUAAAGUUUAUGCAAAUAUUGGGGAGGACACAUAUGAUAUAGUGAUUCCUGUCAAAGAUGAUCCUGAUGAAAAAGAGGCCAAGCGUGAUAGUGAGGUCCCCAAAACAUCUGGUGAUGAGCCUUCGAACAAACGCGUGAAAGUCAAACAUGAUGAUCACUAUGAAUUAAUUGUAGAUGGGAGGGUGUAUUAUAUUUGUAUUGUGUGCAAAAGAUCUUAUGUGUGUCUGACAAGUUUGCGGAGACAUUUUAACAUUCAUUCUUGGGAGAAGAAGUAUCCAUGCCGUUAUUGUGAGAAGGUGUUUCCCCUAGCAGAAUACCGCACCAAACAUGAGAUUCAUCACACUGGGGAGCGGCGGUAUCAGUGUUUGGCCUGUGGCAAAUCCUUUAUCAAUUACCAGUUUAUGUCUUCGCAUAUAAAGUCAGUCCAUAGUCAGGACCCUUCUGGUGACACCAAGCUUUAUCGUUUACAUCCUUGCAGGUCUCUGCAGAUAAGGCAAUAUGCUUACCUUACUGAUCGGCCAAGGAGUAUACCUGUGAUAAAGGAAGAUGGAAUUGUGUAUAAGGUUGAUGGUAGGAAAGAACCUUCUGAAGAGACUGCCACAUCUACCCCCCAAAACAAGCCAAUGACUUGGGAUGAUAUCUUUAUUCAACAGGGAAAUGAUUCAAUGUUUAAACAAAAUGUAACAGAUGGCAGCACUGAGUUUGAAUUUAUAAUACCAGAAUCUUACUGAAUUGAUUUGGGGGAAAAAACCUGAGCUUGUGUCAGGGGGCAAUGGUUUCAAAAGACCAGUAAACACUUAUAAAACAAAUUGGGGUGAAAGCAAGUUAAUUAGUCCUUCAAAGUAAUUGGAAAGUAGUUUUUAUUUGCAUUAUUUUUAGUUACAGGGAAUUGGUAGGAGCAAAUUUAUCUGAAAUUUUACUUGAAUACAGAUUGAGGAGUUAUCUCCAGGGCAAGCUGUUCAUUAGUUUAUUUUGGGGGUUUGGGGUUCAUUGGUCUGUUUUUAAGAGAAAUCAAUGAUAUAAAAAGGUAGUUUUCUGACAGGAAUUUGAAACAGUCACUCCCCUCUCACAGUUGUUAUUGGCAUACCUGAAAAAUUGAGCCUAUCAUGAAUUUUCUCUUAUGUAUAGCACUUUACUGCUGAUUUCUGCAAAAACAUUUGAGCAUUGUCUACAGUUUUUGUGUUGUCUAAUGUGUAUGACAAAAAUAUCCAACAGCUUUUGAAAAGGUUCAAGAUAACUAUCCUGCCCAUCCACUUGGAUGGCAUACUUUGGGUCCAGCAGUGCCAUAGUGCUCUGGUCCAAAUGGAUUGUUAAACUUCAUCCGGAUAGUUAAACCUGGCCUUUCCCAUAAGCUUGUCACCUGGAACAAUGAUAGAAUUGGGCUCGUCAGAAGGAGCUUGACUUAUUAUAUCUGGCCAUGUACCGAACCAGACCGAUGACUGGUCCACUUUAUCCCUUUGCCACAUGGGAUAUGUGGAGGGAAUCUUGAUGGACUAAGAUCUGAGCGGUAUGGAACGGAGAAGAAGGGGAAGCCCUGCAGCGUUCAUUUUAAGUUAGGGAAUUAUCAGGAGCUCUCAACUUCAGACACAGAAUGAAGUUAAGAAGCAGUUAAUUUGCUUGUGACAUGCCCAGAUUUAUGUAAUGUUACUUUCACUUAUGGGCUUUCAAAUAUGCAUAAAGCUAUACAAAAAUAACUAAACUCCAUGGUUUUGGGGGGAGGAGUCCCUCAAUGUAAAUUUCUAAACUUAGAAUUUUCUAGUAGGAAGUUUUUAUUUGAAACAGUUGAUGUGGUUUUAUUUUGGUUUGGGGUUUUGUUUUUUGUUUUUUGUUUUUCUUGAAGAAAAGCAGCUUAGCUUUUUAUGUAUUCUAAGAUAUGCUUGGCUCCAUUCUACCUGCAAAUCACUGUGGUUCUAUAGCAUUCAGGAACUUUGUAUGGAAUCAUGUUGGCCUCUUGGUCUAGGCCAAGUUGGAAUACUUCAAACACGGCCUGUGUGUGUGUCUCCUUCUGUUUGACACAUCAAGAAAACAAAGUUGAUGGGAAACUUUCAUUGGAAAGGCUAGUACCAAAAGUGAGCAAGCACAAUAUUUCACUUAGUAUUUCCUAAGUCAACCUGUUGAAUUUCUGUAAAUGAUUUACAAAAAGAAAAAAAAUACAAAAAAAGUAAAUAGAUCUGAAAAGGUUGUGCAUAGUAAUAGUUAUUUGUAACCUUUCAUUAAAUAUUUCUUAUCUGACAGUUUAAAAGAAUUUUUCUUUUUAUGUAUUAUAAGAAAUAACUUUUUGAAAGCUUAAAGCUUUAAUUAUGAAUUUUCAUGCAUAUGUCACUGUUGCCAAGAUGAGUUAGAUUUGAAGAUAAUGAUUUUUAAAGCUUCUAAAGCUACAAAGGUACCAGAAAUCAGUAUUUUUAAUAAAAGGAGAACAAAACAUGUCAUUCUUUGCCUAUCCCGGUGUAUGCUGUGCAUAUCUUUUCUGUCCUGUGUGUGAAUAGAUUUUUCAAAUCAUUUUGUAAAUUUACCUUCUUUAAAAAUUGGGAAGUAGCUUUUAAUUUAAGACUAUGCUACCUGAAACCACAGUAGUAGGGUCUGGGUAUAGAUGUUAAUGAUGUUAUUCUUUGGUCAUAAGAGUGUACUUGCUUUGAAAAAUGUUCUUGGUUGAACUUUGUCCGUUUCGUUAAGAUAGUUCAUCAGUUAAACACGAUUAUGAGUGUGAACAAUACCUAUACCAGCAUAGCUUUCAGACCUUUCAGACUAAAUGGCCUGUGUGCAGUCAAACAAGCAGACACAUUUGGUCAUGCUAAGGCUUGGUAACUUUUAUGAAUCUGUUGUGACAAAUGGGGAAUUCCUUGUGCCACUCCAAUUCUUUAUUCAUAAGGGCAUGGAUGUAAUUAUUUGCUGCUGAAUGUGCCCUUUUGAAGUCCUGAUCCUUAAAUUUAAGCUCUGUGCCUAUUAAAGGUCACUUUUGGGGGGCUAGAGGGGAACAGGGGUUUGGAGGAAAACUGACCAUUACAUUGUAUUUCUGCCAGAAGACUCUUACUUGCAUGUGUCUCAGGGUCUUCAGUUUUCCUAGGAGUAAUUUCAAUAUCCAAAGUCCAGAACGCAUAUGAAAAACUUUGGGGGGGGGUUAAUAAAACCCUUCACUUCUAGUAUUUAUUGGGUUGAAAAUGUGUAGAGGCUCCUGUUUAUUAUUAAUUUUUGAUGGGGCUUGUUGGCCUUUAGAUCUCAGCCUAUUGCACUUAUUUUUUCGGUUGUUAAGCUAGCUUUUUCCUUUUGGUCUUAACGCUAAAUUUCCUGUAAAUAUUAGCAGAUGUUAAUGCUUUGAAACAGUACUUGCGUUCAGAACCAUCACACAAUUUGAUGACGCAUAAAGUCUUAGCAAAACCAGGGGGAAAAUGCCAUAUCAAAGUCGCAAGAACCAUUAUAAAAUACUUUAAAUGUUCACGAUUUUAGUGGUGAAUAUCCUCCACCCUGUCACCAAGGGAAACUAGGCUACAUCUUUCCAGUAUCAUUAAGAGCCUAUCACAUUCGAGGUAAUCAUUGUUAGAGGCUGCGUAUUUAUUUUCUGCUGUUGUUAAGGCAUGACUAUUAUCAAGAUCCAAGACCUGAUAAACUGUACGUUGUCUUACAAGCUUUUGACUUAUGUAGCUCAAAAUUAAAACUGCUGUUCAUUUGUUAAUUUUCACCAACACUGUAAUGUGUAUAUAUACACACUUGUACAGUCUUUUGCUUAACUUUUAAAAGUUGUGUUUUAAACUUUAACCAGUAAUUCUUGCUGUUAGUUCUUAGAAGCUUUCUAUGGCAAAAAUAAAAAAAAAGUUUUCAUUC
Dromiciops gliroides (monito del monte) is the source of this 5200-nucleotide messenger RNA. It is a transcript of the gene ZBTB33, whose product is annotated as zinc finger and BTB domain containing 33. Gene Ontology annotation, molecular function: DNA-binding transcription factor activity, RNA polymerase II-specific; protein binding; RNA polymerase II cis-regulatory region sequence-specific DNA binding. The record is from RefSeq and is a predicted model, not a curated record. The transcript has 2 exons. NCBI's taxonomy places the organism in Eukaryota, Metazoa, Chordata, Mammalia, Microbiotheria, Microbiotheriidae. Gene Ontology annotation, biological process: regulation of transcription by RNA polymerase II. Gene Ontology annotation, cellular component: nucleus. Bases 124 to 2112 code for a protein of 662 amino acids.